Molecule: messenger RNA, 1482 nt
Organism: Trichobilharzia regenti
Lineage: Eukaryota; Metazoa; Platyhelminthes; Trematoda; Strigeidida; Schistosomatidae
Source: the annotation of a GenBank genome assembly
AUGGAAGAACCUUCAGAUUUGCCGGGAUACUUUUAUGAUCAAACAAAGAAAAGAUAUUUUAAGAUUGAAAAGCAUGAAACACAUGAUUCUCUCACUAAAAGAGUGGUGGAUACAUUCUUCUCUACAUCAGAAAUUCAACGUAAGAUUAAUGUGAUGCUUUCCCGUCAUGGAGAAAAAAACCAAAAUAUUCUUCGGAUGUUAAGUCAUCGCGAAACAUCAACUUCUCCUUCCCCUAAUGCUUCAUAUGACUGGUCACAUUGUUAUAUGCGAAAUAAAGAGUGUAGACAAGUGAUUCCAAUUAGAGGACCGAUCCGUAAUGCUUUAGUGUGUCCAAAUCACAAUUUACUUUGCUCACUCAACUCUGAUUCAGUGCGAAUUUUUUCUUUCAAAUGGUGUAUCGAUGAAUCAUCAAUUGAAAAUCAGCCCAGAUUUGAAUUGUAUGGCAUCAAAACUAUUGUUCCAGAGAAUAUUGGUUGCCUUCGUUUUCUUGAUUUCUGUUGGUAUGUACCUGGACGUAAAAUUAUUUUGUUCGUCGAGUCCGGUUUGAGAGUUGUUUUAAUCACUUUUGAUGUUUCAGAUGGAUCUUACUCAUUGACACCAGAGUUAACUACCCCAUCCAGUUGUUCUUUAUUUCGCUUCACUUCACCUUAUCUAGUACCCGAAAAUUCUGCUUAUAACAAACUGCACGAUCCUCAUUCUUUAACUAUAUUGACUAGAAAUCAAAUAUAUAUAAGCGAUUGCUUGGAUUGCAGUCCUUUAUAUGUGUGCAACCCUAUGGGUCAAUCAGUCAGGAAUCGUAGAAAUAGACUUAUGUUUACAGCUUGUUGUGAAGCUUCAUUUUGGAAGUCAUUUGAUUCUGUACAGAAGUGUAUCGAUUCUGUAAAUGGUCGACAACCUCUAUUGUAUGUGGCUGGUGUGUUAAAUGAGAAAGGCUUUUUGUCAUUGGUUGAACCAUCUUUAACUCCUCAUAAAAGUGUUCAGCUAAUUAAUUUUCAAACAGGUUAUUGGAAUACAUUUGCACAACGUAUACCUACAAAUGCAAAUAUGGAGAUAAGUAGUUUACAAUGCCUUGGUACAUAUUCUGGUGAUCGUUUAGGUCUUAUUGUAGGCCGAAGAUGUGGAUUAAUUGAAUUAUGGGAUGAACGUUUCCCUAAUAAAUCAGUUAUUGAAUAUUAUGGUUCAAAUGGUACUACAUUCAUGUCAUUAUCAUCACAUAUUCCACCUUUCCCAGUUAUUGAUCCAGUUUUACAAAAAACUAUGGCUUGUUCAUUAUUACCAAAUCAUCAUAUUGGUAUAUGGAAUUUACAAACAGGCAAGGUGAUUGAUGUCCAACGACUAUCACAUCCUAUAUCACACGCUGUAUCAUGUUCCCCGCCAGUUCUAAUUCAUCGUACAAGCUGGAGUGAUAAAAGUGGUAUAGUAUACAAUGAUCCUGCUAUUUUAGCAUUGGAUAGUAGCUCUAUUUACAGUUUUGAUUGGUAG